AUAAUAUUAAAUACAGAAUAUAUAGAGUGAAUAUCGCAUAUACAUUAUAAUAAUAAUCUCUGCUGUCUAAUCGGUGGUCUCAAAUCAGGGUUCACCGGAGAGACGGAAAAAGAUAACUUUAUGGAAUCUCAAACUUUGUCCUCCCAUGAAACCGAAACUGUUGCGAAUCAACGCUACUCUGCACAUGAUGUCGCCGAUGCUUUCGUGACACAAUAUUAUAAAAUUCUGCAAGGAAAUCCUAAAGAGGCUCAUAACUUUUACAAGGAUCAAAGCGUACGAGCCCAUCCAUGUCUCGAUGGUUCAAUGAAAUCAGUAACAACACAGCAGGGUAUUGAUGAUGAGAUCAUGGCUUCCAAUGUGAAGGAAUGGAAUCCCGAUCUGAGCACGUUGCAUGCUCAGGAUUCAUUAAUGGAUUCGGUGAUCGUUGGAGUAACGGGCUAUUUGAUCGACAAAGAUCACGUGUCAAGAAACUUUGCUCAAACUUUUUUCUUGGCCCCACAAGAAGGCGGCGGCUUUUAUGUGCACAAUGAUUUUCUUCAGUUUAUAGAAAUCAAGAACAUUUCGGAAAGCUCACCUUCCCUUGAUGAUGUGGCAAAUCCUCUGGCUGCGCAACAAGCUGAUGAUACAGCAAAAGACUCCUCAAUGGAGACCGCGCAUGCUGCCAACAAGGAUCAAACUGAAAAGUCUACAUCUACAAAGGAGGACAGUGAUACUAAAGUUAAGGUUUCCGAGUCAUCAGAAGGAAAGAAACCACUUCCAGCUGAACCAAAGAAGAAAAGUCAACCUUCUGUUUGGGAGCAACCUCCAAACAUCCAAGAAGAUUCGAAAAAAGUGUCUUACGCAUCAAUUCUGGCAAAAGAAGGCGCUGGACCAUCCACUACACAAACGUCUCCAAGUGCCGCGGUCAAAACUAUGCCAAAAACCGAGAAGCGUGCAAGCACGUCUUCCGUCGUACCAAAACCGUCUAUUAUUCCUAACAACGGCCCUUCAGAUGGUAUCUAUGAUGUCAAAUCUAUUCGGGUCAAAGAUCUGCCGCCAAAAUUGACGCAGGAGUCACUACUAGAGGCGGUAAGGCAGUUUGGACCCGUCAAGGAGAAAAAUAUCCAGAUUAAAGAAUACUCACAGGACGGAUAUCGUUAUGCUUUCGUUGAAUUUGAUAACCCCAAAUCUGCUCAAACUGCAGUAGAGGCUCGCUACAUCCGGUUUGAGGACAGAGUAUCGGAAAUCCAGUACAAGAUAAUUCCCAAUCAAGGAGGACAUAACAACAUGGGGAGGCCAUCGUAUGGUCGUGGAGGAUUCAAGCCCGAAAGUUCCUGGCGCCGUGAUGGUGAAGGGCGUGGCAGCGGUAGCUGGGGAAAUAAGCACAUUGACCAUGAGAACGUUGGUCAACAUUCCGGUCAAGCUCGAGAGUAUAACCAGAGGCGCAACCGUUAUUUUCAGGAUCGCCAGUGAUCAACGCUUUUAAUGGAUCCAACAAAAUGGAUUAAAGACCGGUAAAACUUUAAAAAAAUACUUGGGAAAGUUUUCUGCUGUUUUCGACUUUUUAGUUUGGUUUCGAACCAAAGAAUCUUUUAUGGUUAUACAUAGACCCCCCCCCCCCCCCCCCUCUUUUUUUUUUUUUUUUUUUUUCUGAAUAGUUUACAAUGAUACUGGAGAAACUUUGGAGCCUUCGGUUUGUUUAAGGAUUUUAUGGUGUUAGUUUACUU
Messenger RNA from Helianthus annuus (common sunflower), 1706 nucleotides. RefSeq names its product nuclear transport factor 2. Gene Ontology annotation, molecular function: mRNA binding. Bases 121 to 1452 code for a protein of 443 amino acids. The transcript is spliced from 9 exons. Lineage: Eukaryota; Viridiplantae; Streptophyta; Magnoliopsida; Asterales; Asteraceae. The record is from RefSeq and is a predicted model, not a curated record. Gene Ontology annotation, cellular component: cytosol; ribonucleoprotein complex.